AUCUAUCUUCCUCUUCUCCUACACCUUUCUCCAAGCACCUUCUCUGCAACUACGAUGCGCAACAUGGGGAGUGCCGCAUCUUCCAGAGGCAUAGCUGCAAUCGUUGGCGUGGGACCAAAGCUUGGCCGUUCCAUUGCCCGCAAGUUCGCCCAUGAAGGCUACACUGUCGCCAUUCUCUCCCGUGACCUUGGGAGACUAUCGAAAUUUGCAGAUGAGAUCGCAAGAGAAGAGAAAGCCCAAGUAUUUGCGAUUCGCAUUGACUGUUCGGACUCUCGAAGCGUGACAGAGGCAUUCGAAGGGGUUCUCUCACUUGGGUUCGUGGAAGUUCUGGUCUAUAACGCAUACCAACCGGCGUCAUGGCAGCCUACAAGUAUUGUCAACAUUCCAAUCGAUUCCUUCCAGAAAUCCCUUGCUGUCUCCACUGUCGGUGCUUUCCACUGCGCCCAACAGGUUCUUCCGGGCAUGGUGGAGAGAGGAAAAGGAACAAUCCUCUUCACCGGUUGCUCUGCUUCUCUCAAUGGCAUUGCUGGUUUCUCUGAUCUAAGCUGUGGGAAGUUCGCACUGAGGGGAUUAUCGCAAUGCCUGGCGAGAGAAUUCCAACCUAUGGGUAUCCACGUCGCUCAUGUUAUCAUCGACGGCGUCGUCGGUGCUCCUAAAUCAGUAGCGUCAGCGUCAACAUCGCAGAGUUCGUCGGUGGUGCUUGGAGAGCAUCAGCAGCAGCAGCAGCAGCAGCAACAGCAAACCGGAAGAGGAGACGGAUCGAUGGAUCCAGAUGCAUUGGCUCAGACAUACUGGUAUUUGCAUGUCCAGAAUCGAGCCGGUUGGACACUAGAGAUUGAUCUUCGAUCUCCUUACCAGAGAUUUUUCUGAAAUUACAGUUUUUCUUCUUUCUUCUUCUAUAUU
Messenger RNA from Telopea speciosissima, 903 nucleotides. Its product is annotated as short-chain dehydrogenase/reductase ARMGADRAFT_1018421. The record is from RefSeq and is a predicted model, not a curated record. The coding region runs from base 55 to 870 and encodes 271 amino acids. The transcript has 5 exons. NCBI's taxonomy places the organism in Eukaryota, Viridiplantae, Streptophyta, Magnoliopsida, Proteales, Proteaceae.